Prorocentrum cordatum is the source of this 458-nucleotide messenger RNA. The record is from the annotation of a GenBank genome assembly. Lineage: Eukaryota; Dinophyceae; Prorocentrales; Prorocentraceae.
AUGGGGAACAUAAGCGGUCUCAACGUGGCCGACGUCAUGGGAGGCAAGAAGGAGCCCACGGAGACUCAGAAGAGAGCCGGGCGCCCGAGCACCAUGGGAGAUCAGCUAGGAGACACUCAACAGCAGUGGACGUGCGCCGCCACGGGGACGGCAGUUCCUCAGGGUCUGACCAGGACGGAGAGAGCCGGGGCCGCCUUGACGGGCGCCACGAUCUUCUGGCCCUCCAAGCUCGCGGACGAGUUCGGUCGGAUCAUGAUCAACCGCCGCUUCUGGCCGACGAACCGGAGCCGACGCGUGAGAGUGAUUCCCGCUCAGUACAGCCAUUACCGACACAUGCCAAUCAAUGCCGAGCGCGGCAGCAAUGGACAUGGGCGCCGGUGGGUCUGCGGCCUGCGUGCCGCGCGCGUUGCCUACCAAGAGAUCAUGCCAGACACGUCCAACCCGAAGAGAAAGCUGAC